GAGGCACCAGCAACAAGAAGAAGAGAAGGAAGAAGAAGAGCCCUCAUGCUGAUGCAGAAGCCCCCUGACCACCACGUUCGUCUACCUCCAGGCUGGAACAUCCUUCUCCUCCUCCUCCCUCUUCCACCAAACACUGAAGACACUUUGCACUAACUUUUUUUUUUUCAAUUAUUAUUAUCUAUCCUUUGUUUUUUUUUUGUUUUGUUUUUAUUUACGAUGCACACCACGCAAAAGGACACCACCUACACUAAGAUCUUCGUCGGGGGGCUGCCCUACCACACCACCGACUCCAGUCUCAGGAAGUACUUUGAGGUGUUCGGCGAGAUCGAGGAGGCGGUGGUCAUCACCGACAGGCAGACCGGCAAGUCUCGGGGAUAUGGAUUUGUGACCAUGGCGGACCGCUCGGCCGCGGACCGGGCCUGCAAGGACCCCAACCCCAUCAUCGACGGCAGGAAGGCCAACGUCAACCUGGCCUACCUGGGGGCCAAGCCUCGAGUCAUGCAGCCAGGUUUUACCUUUGGCGUCCCCCAAAUUCACCCCGCGUUCAUCCAAAGGCCUUAUGGCAUCCCGGCGCACUACGUGUACCCUCAGGCCUUCGUGCAGCCCAGCGUGGUGAUCCCGCACAUGCAGCCCACCGCCGCCCCGGCCCCAGCCACCUCCCCGUACAUCGACUACACCGGAGCGGCCUACGCGCAGUACUCGGCCGUCAGCGCGGCGGCGGCGGCUGCAUACGAGCAGUAUCCCUACGCCGCCUCCCCCGCCGCCGCCGGCUAUGUGACCGCCGCAGGGUACGGCUACGCGGUCCAGCAGCCUCUGGCCGCCGCCGCCCCGGGUUCCGCCGCCGCGGCCGCCGCCGCCGCCUUCGGCCAGUACCAGCCUCAGCAGCUGCAAGCCGACCGCAUGCAAUAGCAGGAACGGGAAGUGGAUUCUGGAUGCCGUGCUUCAACCAAAAACAAACAAAAAAAAAGUCGCCGUACAGAUAUGAUAGUUUUUUUAGUAGCUUGUUUCUAGAGAGGAAAUGCAGGAACUAAUCCCUGUUACUUAAGCCUUCAAAGUCCUAUUGCUGUCUUUUUCUACCUUAGGGUUUAUUUUGUAUAUUUAUUAUUGUCACACACACUGAGGGUUGUUCUUUUUUUGUACGAUCAGGGAAAAAAAAUUGAGCUGUUUUCAGCAUGACCUCCUCUUGGGACAUAAGGGGCGGUAUCCUUCAACGCCACCCCUCGCUCCUCUUGACCUUUGCAAAGCUAAAAAAAAAAAAAAAAAAAGCAAAACAAGUCAAAAUGACUUGUAGACAAUGACAGAAACAAGGUGGGGGCUAUAUUGAAAGGGUGGGCCAGGGUUGCCGGCCCGAGCCUCCAGAUGGAUCAAGUUGUAAUAGGAAGGUAUCACUUGUUGCUCAUUAGUUGAGCUGGAGAGUUUUAAUCCCCCUGCCGGUCCCCAUUUUUUUGGGGUGUCCGGCUUUACAAGGCCACCCGCGAGCUCCGCCAAACCCUCCCUUAUCAGCAAAAAUCUACCCGGCAACCGCCUGCCUCGGUGUGCAGACAGGGCUUUUCUCUU
Messenger RNA from Phycodurus eques (leafy seadragon), 1557 nucleotides. RefSeq names its product RNA binding motif protein 24a (gene rbm24a). The record is from RefSeq and is a predicted model, not a curated record. The transcript has 4 exons. The coding region runs from base 217 to 909 and encodes 230 amino acids. Lineage: Eukaryota; Metazoa; Chordata; Actinopteri; Syngnathiformes; Syngnathidae. Gene Ontology annotation, cellular component: cytosol. Gene Ontology annotation, molecular function: mRNA 3'-UTR binding.